AGCAGCUGAGAGAGCUCCUCCUGGCCAGAGAUGAGCCAGAGCAGACCCACAGAGCUCAAACACUGCCCUCCAGCCCAGGGAGUCAACACCCAGCCCUCAGCGCAGAGAGACCCGACCCAGCCCGCUCGCAGCCGUCACAGCGCCCCCUGCCAGACUCCUCGUCUCACAGCAGCCCAGCACCAGCCAGCACAGAGGAACCCGAAAUAGCUCUACUCAUCGAUUCAAACGGCAAAUUCAUCGAUGUAAAGAAACUGUUCCCCCAGCACAGAGCUGUUAAACUCUGGUGUCCCACCACUGACAAAGCCCUGGAGCUCCUGACAGAGUCUCAGCUAGGCCGGCCCAGCCACAUCAUCAUCCACACGGGCACCAACGACCUGCGGAGCCAGCAGGACCGAGUGUCGAACUCCCUCAGAGCCGUCGUGGAUAAAGCUAGAGAAACCUUCCCCAACUCCAAAAUCAUCCUGUCCACUUUACUUCAGAGGAAAGAUUUCCAUCCCAACACAAUUAAUAAAAUAAACUCCAGAAUCUCUAGACAUUGUGCCCUCCUGCCCAACGUCCACUUGGCCCACCAUCCAGACCUGGACACUGAAUGUCUAUACGACCACGUCCACCUUUAUAAGAACCUGGUACAUAUCCUCGCAAAGAGACUCAAAGAUGUCACUCUAUACAGGACCAACCAGACCAGCCCCAGGUGGAGCAGAACCAGCCCUAACCCAGCCAAUCCAUCGAGACACACUCCAGCAAACUACAUCCCAGUCCACAGCUCAUCUAGAGCCCCGACCGGAGCACCACCCAGAGCUCCAGCACCCAGACAGGACCCCUACAGACCGAGACCGCUCAACAACAGCCCCACAGCUCCAGCAGCUGAAGCCCGUCCACAGCAGAGCCCGACCCAGCCAGGCAGACUGAGCUACGCCCAAGCUGUCAGCGGAGGAGCACACCACCCUAACGCUGAACUCCACAACAUCCAACACAUGCUGAGUAUCAUCUGCUCGCACCUACUAACACACAGUGGACAGUGGUAAAAAAAAAAAAAAAUAAAUAAAAAAAAAAUAAAAAAAAAUUAUUUUUUUAUAUAUAUAUUCUGUGGUAUUAAUCUAUGUUUAAUAUGGAAUUGUUGAUGUUUUGAGUUCCUACCACAAACUUAAUCCCAUCUUUCAUUCUUCUGAUUUUAAUCUGUAGUAAUUUUGCAUCAUUUCUCUUUUCUCAAAAUAGCAAACAAACCAUACACAUUAAUCUAAAAGUUUACGAUGAAAUCACUUAGUUUUUCUACAUGGAAUAUUCAAGGUCUAAACUCC
This is a messenger RNA of Carassius auratus (goldfish), 1298 nucleotides long. RefSeq lists its product as uncharacterized. The annotation marks the transcript as partial. NCBI's taxonomy places the organism in Eukaryota, Metazoa, Chordata, Actinopteri, Cypriniformes, Cyprinidae. The transcript has 2 exons. The record is from RefSeq and is a predicted model, not a curated record.